ACUCGUUUUAAAACCCAGCUACCAACUCCCUCCCGUCUCAACCGAGACAUCCACGCCUAGGUAUUCUUAUUCAAACCAUUCUUCAGUCCAACGUUGAGAAGAAUAAAGCCCAUUUCCGAGACAGAACGGCACAAUGCAGCUCCUCUUCCUCGUUCUCGCUUACUCGGCUCUCGCAUCCGCCACGACGUACUUCCUCACCGUCUUCGCCCCGGACACCAACAUCGACGGCGCCCUUCUCAACGCCGCCGGCCAGGGGUUCUACAGCGGCACUUCGGGCCCAGCGACGUACUGUCCCGAGGAUAUCGGCAAGAAGUGUCCUGAAGUACAGGGAACUCUCGUCUACGGAGGACUAACCGGCAUGGCAGUCCAAGUCCCCGGCGGCCAAUCCAUCUACGUCGCGCCCUCAGGCCAAGUCGAGUACUCGCGCGCGCACUCAACGUACGUGCCCCCCGGGUCCUUCAUCGGGGGAUGGUACAACAAGACAGUCCUAUCAGACUGCGAGCCCACGCGCUACGUGCUCGACUUCCUGACCACCGACGGCACCAACAUCGGCGGCGUCAAGCUGUGUCCCGACAUCGAGUCCUGGAUGUCCGGCACGGGCGCCAGCUACCGUCUUUACGUCGGCACGCGCAACUUCAACUUGACGAACUGUAUUGAUGCUGUGGGUUUGAACUUGAAUGCCGUCGCGGCGGAUGUUGGGUGUUGGCAGUAUAUCUGAUGGAUGGCCCAGCCGCUUAUGAGUGGCGAGAUACCGUAAUGUGAAGCGAAAAGGUACCGUGAGCAAAAUAGUGUUAGCCUUGAUUUUGCCAGGACGAGCUCUUGCGAGUGUUUCCAUAGGGAUUUAGCAUGAGAAAAGUUGGUACGGACCUGGUUUUAAAAAAAGGGGAUUUGAGAAAAACGUUUGCGCUUAGGACUUAA
This is a messenger RNA of Annulohypoxylon truncatum, 918 nucleotides long. RefSeq lists its product as uncharacterized. The record is from RefSeq and is a predicted model, not a curated record. The transcript is spliced from 2 exons. Lineage: Eukaryota; Fungi; Ascomycota; Sordariomycetes; Xylariales; Hypoxylaceae. Bases 134 to 718 code for a protein of 194 amino acids.